AUGCACUCUCCAUCUCGCUCUGUGCGUUUCCAUGGCAACGCUGUGCAGGCAUUUCACGGCUAUGAUGGUUCAUUUCCAGGGAUCUUACACUUGGUUCUGGUGUUGCGUCCGACUACUUUGUUCCAGAGGACUCUGUCAGACUUCCUGUUCAAGUACAACAGGGAUGAGUUCAAAAUGAAGGUGGUGAUGCUGAGUUCAGUGACUGAGCUCCAUGCCUAUAUCGACCCGGGUCAACUGACCACAGAGCUGGGAGGAACGCAGGAGUACUCCCAUGAAAGCUGGAUCUCACACCGCACUGCAAUCGAGGCCUUCGCUCUGAUGGUGAAGACCACGGCGCAGACUCUGCAGGCGUUUGGCACUGAACUCGCAGAGACAGAAUUACCCAACGAUACCGAGGCCACCACCGCCCUGCUGCACACACACUCUCAGAAGAAGGACGAAAUGAAGGAGGACCUACAGGUGGCGCUGUCUCAAGGGGGGCGGCUGCUGGAGUGUAUAAACGAGCCUCUGCAGACGGACGAUGAAUACAACAUGACCUAUGAUGAACUGGAAAACUUAGCCACUGUACAGAGACUCCUGGGUCAGCUGGAUGAAACAGAAAGAGCCUUCGAUGACUUCUGGGAGCGUCACCGCACCAAGCUGGAGCAGUGCUUACAGCUGCGCCACUUCGAGAAGCACUUCCGUGAAGUGCGCACUCAGCUCGACGUGACAUCGGAGCGGUUGUCUGGUUUCUCUGAAGUCAGUGUAAGCCCCGCCCACGCUGAGCACGUCCUCCGAGAGCUCAGCGGACAUGAGGACAAAGCCUGUGACGCACUCGACCACGCAUUGUCCCUGGCCGGUGAAGGUGACCGGCUGAUAGAAAACUCCCACUAUGCCGAGGACUCCAUCAGGCCGAAGUGCAGCGAGCUGAGAGGAGUGUGUGAGGAGAUCAGCUCCACCCUGAGGAGCAAGAAGAGCCUCCUGCUCCGAGCCAUGGAGCUGCACCACGCUCUGGAGAAGGUACAUGUUGUUAAGUGAUACAUUUAUAAACAAC
Molecule: messenger RNA, 1033 nt
Organism: Notothenia coriiceps (black rockcod)
Lineage: Eukaryota; Metazoa; Chordata; Actinopteri; Perciformes; Nototheniidae
Product: guanine nucleotide exchange factor DBS-like
Exons: 8
Coding region: 1-1017 (338 amino acids)
Biological process (GO): positive regulation of Rho protein signal transduction
Cellular component (GO): cytoplasm
Molecular function (GO): guanyl-nucleotide exchange factor activity
Source: RefSeq, a predicted model, not a curated record